Molecule: messenger RNA, 225 nt
Organism: Blastomyces dermatitidis ER-3
Lineage: Eukaryota; Fungi; Ascomycota; Eurotiomycetes; Onygenales; Ajellomycetaceae
Exons: 1
Coding region: 1-225 (74 amino acids)
Source: RefSeq, a predicted model, not a curated record
AUGGUGGUGGGAGGGGUGAGGGAUGAAUUGAACACAGAUAAACUGACUGACAGAAGAAAUGACAUCUCACUGCAAGGCAUGAUGACUAUCACUGUGACUGUAAAAGAAGCAGGAGAAGAAGAAGAUGUGAUAAUGAAAGCAGUGCUCUCAUGGCUCAUUGAUGCUGUCAUCUCCACCUUUAAUCUGGCUUUCUUGACGGCCACGGAGGCCGCCACCACACCAUGA